CCUACAGAAUAGGGGAUAAGACCAACUUCAAAAAUCUACUGUGUUCCAGAAUCCAAAUAGAUGUUAAUCACUAUUUUGUAUUGAAACAAUGAACCAAAUGCAAAAAAAUGCGCAUUUGGUGUUCGGAAUCUUUGGAAAUGUUACUGCUCUGUUCCUCUUCUUGGCUCCAAUGAUAACGUUCUGGAGGAUUAUAAAGACCAAGUCCACAGAACAGUUUUCCGGCAUUCCAUACGUGAUGACCUUGCUCAACUGCCUUCUUUCUGCUUGGUAUGGCCUACCCUUUGUGUCAAAAAACAAUCUUUUAGUUUCAACAAUCAAUGGCACUGGUGCAGGAAUAGAGGUCAUAUAUGUGUUGAUCUUCAUCGUCUAUGCCCCAAAGAAAGAAAAAACCAAGAUUUUGGGGCUCUUCGCGUUUGUGCUCACCUUUUUCGCAGCCGUGGCCUUGAUCUCCCUCCUAGCCUUGCAUGGCAAUACCAGAAAGCUCUUCUGUGGCUUUGCUACUGCCGUUUUCUCCAUAAUCAUGUAUGGCUCACCUCUGUCAAUCAUGAGGACUGUGAUUACGACAAAGAGUGUUGAAUUCAUGCCAUUUUUUCUGUCGCUGUUUUGUUUUUUGUGCGGCACUUCCUGGUUUAUCUAUGGUCUGCUCGGCAAUGACCCUUUUGUAUAUGUGAACAAUGGGUUCGGUUCUUUUCUUGGGGCCCUGCAGCUGAUUCUGUACUUUAUCUACCGUAAAAACAAGGGCAAGGGCAAGGGCGAAAACGAGAUCAAAAGCACCUCUGCAGUAUCUGUGGAGCUGGGACUUCCUGAUAAACCCAACACAAACGGUGCUCAGAAUAGCCACGUAUAGACUCGUAGCUUCUGCCCUUUUGGAGGCUUGGGACUGUACUCCCAAUCAUUUUCUUUAAUCGUGCUCUGCCUUCAGUAUCAAAAAUUUAGUUCUAUUAGUGCUGAAUAUUUACUUUGUUCCUAAUAAUCUAGUAUUGAGACAAUGCUAUUUUAGAAGGCACAGAUCAUGGUACAAACAAAAUGUAGAAUGUUGACUGAAUCUGGGGAUAUGUCUUUUGAAUAGAUUUCCAUUUUUUUUUUUCUGUUUUUUUUUUUUUUUUUCCUAUAUUGGAUUAAGAUUUUACUAUCUUAUCGUGUUCAUUACUAUCUUAUCGCGUUCAUUAUGUAAAUAUGUAUUUUGCUUUAUCAUAAUAAAAUGGAUCUGUAUUAUCAUA
Molecule: messenger RNA, 1220 nt
Organism: Quercus lobata
Lineage: Eukaryota; Viridiplantae; Streptophyta; Magnoliopsida; Fagales; Fagaceae
Product: bidirectional sugar transporter SWEET1-like
Exons: 7
Coding region: 89-847 (252 amino acids)
Biological process (GO): carbohydrate transport
Cellular component (GO): membrane
Molecular function (GO): sugar transmembrane transporter activity
Source: RefSeq, a predicted model, not a curated record